Lucilia cuprina (Australian sheep blowfly) is the source of this 5365-nucleotide messenger RNA. RefSeq names its product eukaryotic translation initiation factor 2-alpha kinase (gene PEK). Gene Ontology annotation, molecular function: protein binding; protein kinase activity; ATP binding. Gene Ontology annotation, biological process: protein phosphorylation. The transcript is spliced from 8 exons. NCBI's taxonomy places the organism in Eukaryota, Metazoa, Arthropoda, Insecta, Diptera, Calliphoridae. The record is from RefSeq and is a predicted model, not a curated record. The coding region runs from base 492 to 4148 and encodes 1218 amino acids.
AUUUUGUGAAGUUACCGAAGUUUGUUGCGUCACAGCGUCCAAUAGAAAGUACUCCGGGAAAAAAUUUUGUGAAGUUACCGAAUUUUGUUGCGUCACAGCGUCCAAUAGAAAGUACUUCGGAAAAAGAUUUUGUGAAGUUACCGAAGUUUGUUGCGUCACAGCGUCCAAUAGAAAGUACUCCGGAAAAAAAUGAGUAUAGGGAUCGAUUCGUUAAUCGAUUCUCUAUUGAUCACUAUUAGCUGUUUUGGUGCACAAGGAAUAUUUUAAAAUUUUUUUGUAUAAAAACUUUUUCUCUUCUUUUGUCAGAUUUUGUGAAGUUACCGAAGUUUGUUGCGUCACAACGUCCAAUAGAAAGUACUCCGGGACAAAUUGCAAACUAGAACGAGUCAGCUGCUAAACGAAGAAAAACUAUUUUGAAUGUUGUAUUUGUCUCUUCGUGGAGGAGACAACGACGGUCUACAAAAUUUCAAACCGUUGUCGUAAGAAGAACUAUGGGCAUUCAACAUGAUUUGAAUGUGGUACGCAACUGUCGCAAAUCACUUUUGCAUCUCACCAUGUUGGCGUCAAUUGUUGCUGCUGCUGCAGCAACCUCUACCAUUGAACCUACAUUAACAACAUCAUCAUCAUCAUCAUUACCAUCGACCCCAUCACUUGAAAAAGGCAUACCAGUUGCACCUCCUUCUCUUACCCCAACUACUGAAACUGUGAAUGAUAACAAUGGUCAGCUGGUAACGAAAAAUCGACCGGCGAUACCGUAUUGCGAUGAAUCCGAUGAAAGGACAAUUGGCAGAAGACUUUUAUACGUUACCACUUUGGAUGGACGUCUCACUGCUUUGGACAUUACCAAAAGUGGUAAAGUACGCUGGAGUAUACCUACCGGUCCAGGACCAUUGAUUUCCUCAAGUAUACAUCGUUUAGAAUUGACAAAUAAUGGACAAUUUGUACGUAUGAUACCUUCGUUGAGUGGAGGCAUUUAUAAAUUCGAUGGUGAAUCUAUUGAUCCUAUACCCAUAACCACGGAUAACUUACUCAGUUCAUCGGCAAAAUUUUCCGAUGAUUUAGUAAUAUCUGGUGGCAAAGAGACUCGAACUUAUGGUGUAUCAGCACGCACGGGACAAUUGUUGUAUGAAUGUUCUAUGAAUGGUUGUGUUAAUUCAACCGAUGCCGAAUUUCAAAAUCGUAAUGCUACCAAAACUGUAGAGCAAGACGAUGAUGUAAGUGUAGAAGAUGAGGAGAAUCUAAAGAAGGAUGAUAUUAAUGGCAAUGGUUAUGUGAGAGAACAUGAUCCUUUGAUAGACGAUGUUAUAGUUGUUCGACGUCAAACUCAGACAGUACGAGCUGUAGAGACACGCACAGGUGUAGAACGUUGGAAUUUUAGUGUGGGUCAACAUGAAUUGGAUUUAAUAAGACCAGCUGAGUGUCAUGAUCGCAAAUUUAGCAAUUUGGAAAUGGCUAUUUUAGAUUUGGACAUUAAGGUCAUAGUUCCCGAGGGUGUUAUAUGUGCUUUUAGUAAAUUGGAGCCCAGUGUUAUGCUGUGGAAAUAUAAGUUUGAUCAUCCUAUUGUAAGUGCUUGGAAAAUUGGUUCAGCUGAUACUUUAGAAUCAAUUGAUAUGUUUGGUUCUGCACAAUGGCUUUGGAAUCAAGAUGAUAACAUUUUUGAAAUGCCUUUACCCAAUAUAAAUCCCUCACUCUAUGUGGGCAUGUAUGAUAGACAAUUGUAUAUACAGGAAUCCAUACAUUUGCGCAAAGAGAUACUGGAUCAAUCACAUCUUUAUACACAACUUACCACUGAAACUAGAUUACCUAAAAUUCCCUGGCGUCCUAUAGCGGCAAGUAGUAAUUCGUUGAUUAUUUAUCAACACAGUGAUGAACAACGUAUUGAGACAGGUGGUUCAUACAAUUCAAAAGAAAUACAAGGCAAUGAAUUGGUUCCUUAUGAUGAUGAGAAUUUUGCUCUAUCAGCCCAGUCCGUACUUAAUGCCUCGGAAUAUGUCAAUGGUAAUGGUUUCUAUUUGUAUACUAGCGAUGAACUAGAAAACAACAAUACUGAAGAUGAUAUGUGUGAUACUACUAGCAAAAAAGAACUUCCAGCCAUUGAUGACAAGAAAAUUGACAAUACCAGCAGCAAUAAUCACACCAUCGAUGAUGAUUUGGGUUUCAGUCUUGACGAUAUUGAUGCUCCCAUUAAAGUUGUUAUACUAUCCAUAUGGUUUUGGUGGAAGGAAUUGGCUAUAGUGGCCUUUACCUCAGCCCUACUACUCAACAUUCUAAUAAGUCAACGUAAUCGUGGUGAACGCCAAAUUGUUGUAAUUGAACGUCAUAUACCAGUGCCUUCGGGUAUUGAAGCUACUGAAUCCUCUACAGCUGCUCUUUUGGGUCCCACCACCAAUACUACACACACUAAUACCAAUUCAAAAAGUUCCGGUAAUGUUCAUCGUUCUCUAUCGGAAUCUACCUCAAAUUCAAGUGAACAUUUUACUUCACGUUUUCAAAGUGAUUUCGAUUUACAACGUUGUUUGGGUCGUGGUGGUUUUGGUGUUGUCUUUGAGGCUAAAAAUAAACUGGAUGAUUGUAGUUAUGCCAUUAAGCGUAUUACUUUGCCCAAUAAGGAGGAAUCUCGUAUGCGUGUUAUGCGUGAGGUUAAGACUUUGGCGAAUUGUGAACAUCAAAAUAUUGUUAGAUACUUUCAGUCAUGGGUAGAAAAACCACCACCAGGAUGGCAAGAGGUAGAGGAUAACAAAUGGUUGGCCAACGAAAUGUCAACAUCGAUACAAAUUGAUACACCGUCCGAAACACAUUCGACAUUUCCCCAAUACUUUGAGGGUAAUAAUAUAGAUAAAAAGAAACAACUGCAAACAUGGAUGGAAAGUAUGGCCUCAACAGCCUGUAGUUCUGAUCAUAAAUGCUUUAGCAAUGGUAACUACAAUGAUGACGAAGAUGAAGAUGAGGAUUCUUGUGUAAUAUUUCGUUCUGAAUCUGAUUCCCUGGCUAUGCGCGAUCGGCAUCAAUACGAAGAUGAGGAUAGUGAUUCCUGUGUUAUUUUCCGUUCGGAAUCCCAAUCAAUGGCAAUGAAGCUUGAAGAUGACAAUACUUCUACGGAGAGUGAUAUUACAAAUAGAACUAAAUUUAAUAAAAAUGGAAUAAAGAAAAAAUCUCAUAAUGAUGCUAUAUCGAUUGAUAUACAAACAAAUAGCAUUGAUUUGAAUGUACAUCGUGGUCGACGUAAUAUUGACUAUAGCCAAUUAUCAGAUUCAUUUCAAAUUGAAUUUGUGCGCUCUGUUGAUGGUGAUGAACCAACGCCCGUUGAAGAAGAAGAGGAGGAGGAAGAAGACUCUACCAAUUCUAAUAAGACUAAGGAAGUUUUUAAUAAAAAGCGACGACCACAAGACUUGGCUUUGGAUAUAAGUAUUGGUGAAAAUAACAACAGAAUGCCAGUGAAACCCCAACAAAAUAAAGUCUAUUUGUAUAUACAAAUGCAAUUGUGUCGCAAGGAAUGCUUAAGAGAUUGGCUGCGCGAUAACAAACGUGAAGAUCGCCAAGACUUUAUAGCCAGUAUUUUUCAUCAAAUUGUCGAUGCCGUCGAUUAUGUACACUUCAAGGGUCUUAUACAUCGUGAUCUCAAACCCAGUAAUAUUUUCUUCUCCCAAGAGGGUCAAAUCAAAAUCGGUGACUUUGGUCUGGUUACCGAUAUGGCCGAUAUACCAAAUAUGAUUACCAAAUGCGGUGAUAAUACGGGUCUGCCCUCAUGUGCCCGCCAUACCCAACAAGUGGGUACUCACCUGUACAUGUCUCCCGAACAAUUACGUGGCCUGCCCUACGACUAUAAAGUGGAUAUUUAUUCAUUGGGUUUAAUAUUUUUCGAACUGUUGGUUUAUUUCGGUACCGAAAUGGAACGCAUUAAAACCUUACGAUCUUUACGUGAUGGCAUUUAUCCAAAAGAUUUCCCAACACAACAUCCCAAGGAAUAUGAGUUGCUUAAGAAAAUGCUUUCCUCUAAACCCGAAGAACGUCCUGCCACCAAUGAGCUUAAAUUGCAGCUUAAUGAAAUCCUUAAAUUACCCGAUUUACCAGGUGAUAGCGAAGCAGCUGCUUUAGCGGCUGCAGCCAGACGUUUAAGUCGUUCCCGUACAUUUAGUAGCUGUGAAUAACAAAAAAGUCAUUUGUUUAAACAAUAACAUUAUUUUUAUUUAUAAUUUUAAGACACUCAAACACACACACAAAUCGAUUGCAUACGACGUAUGUAAGUAAAAUUUAUAUAAGUAGAUUGUGCUGGUAUAAGUUAGAAGAAAUGAAAGUAAAUAUCAGUUAGUUGAUACAAAAGAAAUUUGUCAUCUAAACAUUAAAGUAAUUCCGGAAAAUUACUGGAAAUGUUUUGCAUUUAGUGUAAUUAUUGUAGAUGGUAUAAUGAGUAGUUUAACAAAAAGUUUUUUUUUAAGUUUCAAAUCAGUUAGUAAUCUAAGAAUUAAUAUCCUUAACAUUUCUCUUUUACACCAUUUCCAAUUGUAUCUUUAGAAGUUUUUUAAUUCUAUUUUAAGAAAAAUUUUAAUUAUAUUUCAGAAUUAAGAAUUUUCUGAAUUUGUAUUGGAAAUUUUAAAAUAAAUUGGUUAUUCUAUCCUGCAGGCAGUUUAAGUUCCAUUUUAUUGUAAAAAUCAAGUUUAAGCUAAAACUAAAUUAUAUAUUUACAAUCUGUUGUGCCGUCAGUAGACUUUUAACUUAAAAGGAAAGAUUUGUUUUCUAAUUGAUAACAAUUUAUAAUUGAUAACAAUUUAUAUUUCAAAAUAACGUUUUCAAAAGUUUCAACAUUUUCAUUUUAAAAACAAUUUACAAUUUUUCAUAUUUUAGUUAAAAUUCUUAUUAACUCUCCGGGGGACCUUAGGCCGGAAUAUAAAAACUUUUCGAAUUCAAAAUGUUCAAAAAUUUUAAACGUUUAAAACUGUCUAGAAAGGAAACUGAACUUUUAUAUUGAAUUUUUUUUCUUAAAAAAUACAAAUUUUUGUAACAUUAGUACUUCCACCCCCGGGGUACUUUAAUCGAAAAUAUAAAAUUUUCCCGACUUUAAAAAUUAAGUUAAAAUUCGAAAUUAUAAUCUAUUGUUAAUCUGCAAGCGGUUUAAUUUACAAUAUUUUUUUUGCAGUUUAAAUUACUAAAUGAUAAAUUUAUCAAAGAUUUUGCCCUAAGGGGUCGUUUACUUUAGAAGGCUGGAUUUGUUCUCUUAACAGCGAUUUCAUUACUAUUUAUAGUCCAACAUACAGUUUACAAUAAUUCCAAAAGUUUUACUACAAAAACAAUUUAAAUUUUCUGGUAUUUUAGUUUAAAUUUCAUUAUAACUCCCGGGGGACUUUGAGCCGAAAUAAAAUGUCUUUUC